AGGGGCCCUUGAUGAUGCUGGCUGCCUUCCUGUGGCAGUGAGAAAUAUAGAUUAAGUCAAUGGAAUUGCCCUUUCUCAGCUCUGAUGAGAGAGCACAAGCUGAAGUUCAGGACACGUUCAUGAUGUACCAGGUUUAUGAUGAUGCUAUCACACUCAGACUCAUCCAAGAAGCUUCUAAAAUGCUCAAUCUGUCCGCUGAAGCUGUCUUGAAACUCUUUGGAGGACACUUUUUCACCUUCUGCAAGGUGUGUGGAUACGACAGGAUGCUGCGGACCUUGGGAGGAUCGUUGAUGGAGUUUAUCGAAAACUUAGAUAACCUUCACAGUUACCUUGCUCUGUCGUAUCAGGAAAUGAAAGCACCAUCUUUUCGAGUGGAAAGGACGGAAGGUGGAGAGAUGUGGCUUCAUUACUAUUCUGAGAGAAGAGGGCUGUGCCAUAUAGUUCCAGGGAUCAUACAGGCUGUCGCCAAAGAUUUCUUUGACACGGAGGUGGAGAUGGAAAUUCUUAACCAGUCAGAAGAGGAUGAAGGAAUGGAAAGAAUGGAGCAUGUGGUUUUUCUCAUUGUCCAAAAGAAGCUGUCGGAGCGAUGGAGGGACAGGCCAGGAACAAGCACAUGGGCUGAGGAAACUGUGCCGGAUGAACAGCAGAUUGAGAAGUAUUUGAAUAAGAUGAAGCAGAAGUAUCAGGCACUGUCUCACUGCUCGGUGACAAAGUCACGCUGGGAGAUUCUCAGAAGGGUUGUGACAUUUGACCAAGGUAACUUGUUAUGUUCUUUUGAGCCAGUUUAUCCAGAGAGGCUCUGGAUUGACAGGAAAGCUUUCUGUGAUGCAUUUCCCUUCCACAUUGUCUUUGAUGAGGAGCUAAAGGUCAAGCAGGCGGGAGUGAAUAUCCAGAAGCAUGUACCAGGACUACAGGCAAUGAAUAUUUGAGUUGAUGACUACUUCACAAUCACCCAUCCAGCACUGUCUUUUACCAUUUCCAGCAUUAGAAAAUUUAUCAACAGUCAGUUUGUACUGGAAACACGGAGAGAAAUGAUGCCACUGUCUUGGAAAACUCAACCAAUCCUGAAACUCCGAGGGCAGAUGCUGUGGAUGGGAUCGAUCCGGUGUAUGAUUUACCUGUGCUCACCGCAGCUGCACUGUCUCCAAGAACUGGAGGAGACAGGGAUGUACAUUGCAGACAUAGCCCAGCACGACACAACACGAGACCUUAUCCUCCUCAACCAGCAGAGGCUGGCGGAAAUUGAGCUGUCUAAUCAGCUCGAACGUAAGAAGGAGGAGCUGAGAAUCCUCUCCAAGAAUUUGGAGGUGGAGAAGAAGAAAACCGAGGUGCUGCUAUACGCCAUGCUCCCUGAACAUGUGGCCAUUCAGCUCAAGGAAGGCAAACAGGUUGAAGCAGGAGAAUUUGAAGAAUGCACCAUCCUCUUCAGUGACGUAGUGACUUUUACCAACAUCUGUGCUGCCUGUGAGCCUAUUCAGAUUGUCCACAUGCUCAACUCCAUGUACUCCCGCUUUGAUCGUAUAACUACAGUCCAUGAUGUUUACAAGGUUGAGACCAUUGGAGAUGCCUACAUGGUUGUUGGAGGUGUGCCCAUUCCUGUUGCAAGCCAUGCGGAGAGAGUCGCCAACUUUGCCUUGGGAAUGAGGAUGGCUGCAAGGAGUGUGAAGAAUCCAGUUACGGGCGAUCCUAUUCAGAUCCGAGUUGGCAUACAUUCUGGUCCGGUAUUGGCUGGAGUGGUUGGUGAGAAGAUGCCCAGAUACUGUCUAUUUGGUGACACUGUCAAUACUGCCUCAAGGAUGGAGAGCCAUGGAGUACCAGGCAAGAUCCACCUCAGUCCGACAGCAAACAGAGCGCUGCAGAACAAAGGUUUUGAAAUUGUGGAGAGAGGAGUGAUCAAUGUAAAAGGCAAAGGACAAAUGCUCACCUACUUCCUUGUUCAGAAUCUGCACGCCACUGACGAUGACAUCUUGGGUAGGUCACCAAUGGAUAGUGGAAGAUAUCCCAACCAGUGCAAUGAUGACUGCAAGGGGAGAAGUGACCAGUGUAAGCAACAUGAGCAAAAUAAUAACAAAGAUCAGGAUUAUAAGCCUGUUGUUGCGAUGAAAUACAUUGAUAGGGAACAGACACCCGCGCACAACUCUUCUGAUAGGGAAAUCAACAGAGCUGAGGUUAACAAGUAUCCAGAGAGAACAAUAAUCUCCAAGGAAGAAGAUGGAACAAAGUCAAGACUGGACCUGAAUAAUAAGCCUCUCAGAAACAAAGAUGGAAAGUCAGAAUUUUGUAUCCUAUUGUAAACAGACUGCAGUGUGUACCCAACUUAAGCUGCACCUGAGUUAUUUCUAUUUUCAUGUGAAUCCUGUAGAAAAGACAUUACUUUACAUUGUUUGAAAUGUUGCCACUUCUGAAUCAGUUUCCCUCAGAAACAUUUCUAUUGUAUUUCAUCAAAUAAUUUUAAAUAAUCAUAUAUUUCUACAAUGUUGUAUCCUACUUAAAAUUCAAAGGGAAGACCAUGACUAGUCGUAGUUAGGGGAAACAUCAAACUUAAGGAAAAAGCAUAUAAUUGCGCAAAGGUGAGUGAUAGCUCAGAUGUUUGGUCAGAGUAUAAAGAAAGGCAGAUACUAACAAAGCGUAAAUUAGGAGGAAACAAUAAAAGUAUCAAAUGAAGAUAGCUACAAAUGUAAAAAUGGAUAGCAAGAAACUACAGAGAGUUGUGAACACAGCCCAGUCCAUCACACAAACCAACCUUCCAUCCAUUGACUCCAUCUAUACUUUCCUCUUCCUCGGGAAAGCAACCAACUUAAUUAAAGACCCCUCCCACGCUAGAUAUGUUCUCUUCCACUGUCAACUGUCAGACAGAAGAUGUCAAACUUUGAAUGCACAUAUGAAUAGAUUCAAGAACAGCUCCUUCCCUGCUGUUGUCAGACUUUAGAACGGACCUCUCAUAUGUUAAUUCUGAUCUCUCUCUCUCUGCAUCUUCUUUGCAGCUGUAACACUGUAUUUUGCACUCUGUUGUGUUACCCUGGUGCACUCUGUAUGUUAAAUCUGUCUGUACAGCACACAA
Stegostoma tigrinum is the source of this 3061-nucleotide messenger RNA. Its product is annotated as guanylate cyclase soluble subunit beta-2-like. Lineage: Eukaryota; Metazoa; Chordata; Chondrichthyes; Orectolobiformes; Stegostomatidae. Gene Ontology annotation, molecular function: guanylate cyclase activity; heme binding. Gene Ontology annotation, biological process: cGMP biosynthetic process; response to oxygen levels. The record is from RefSeq and is a predicted model, not a curated record. Gene Ontology annotation, cellular component: guanylate cyclase complex, soluble. The transcript has 15 exons.